Molecule: messenger RNA, 2710 nt
Organism: Liolophura sinensis
Lineage: Eukaryota; Metazoa; Mollusca; Polyplacophora; Chitonida; Chitonidae
Exons: 19
Source: RefSeq, a predicted model, not a curated record
UUUAACGCGCUGCAAAUAUUGAACUUCGUUUUUCAAAGGGUGUCUUUGUGCAGGUUGUGAUGACAGUUGGUUUGCAGUGAUGACCAGUCAGCAUCGGAUUCAACAAUAUAUGGAGAAGCACAAGAUCACGCGCUUGUUUUGAGGUAUGCCUCACGAUCUCAUGAACAAAGUGAUUCAUGAUCAGCCGGAUGAACCUCUUCUGUACCUCAUCAAAGUGCUCUGUAAAAAAGCAGGCAAAGAUGUUCCAGCCGAAGCAAAGUUAAGCCACCUCAGAAGAAGUACUUCAGACUUGCCCAGAGCACCGCCCAGUCCCGAGCAGUCCAGAAAAAAUCGCAGUGGUAAUUCGGGCUGGGCAUCCACCAGUCCUGACCCAGUGGGGCGUUCCUAUGAUCGACCUUGGAUGGCAAACACAAAGCGAACCAAAUCUAAGAAACCCGCAGAAUCUGAUGAUCCAAUAAGACCAGGAAGAAGACAGAAGUCUGAGUGGAAUCCCGAUACCAAAGUUGUCGCUUCAAACUUUGACGAACUUUUUGAUGAAGUGAAGGGAAGUAAGCCAUCUCACGCACGUGGUAGGGAAAGACGUAAGCCUGCCCCAGACAACUCGAGAAGAGCUUGGGCAAGCUAUGGGCUGGGAGAUGGUGAAGAAAACUUAUUUACUAGCUCAGGCUACCAGGGUCCCAAGCGAUCAGAAACUGAGGAUCCCUUGGCUGGGGAGCUAAUCUCUCCUCCACACAGGAGAGCUCCUAGAGGGGAGACAAUCAAGAAAGAGACGGAUUCAACUGUUAGUUCUCGCAUGAAGGGGCCACGACUGCAAGCCGAGAAACACCGUCAAGAGCUGGAGAAGAUAGUGAAUGAUGCAGAUAGACGCUCCACAGACUCUGGUAUCUAUGACAACGGUGACAGGACCGAAGAUGAUGACGCCAUUGAACUGUUGGAAGAUGCUGAGACUUUGAGAAAAGAAGGUGUGGAGAAGGUUCCUAACAAAGGGUACAAAUUAAGCAAGACCGUGAGACAAGCAGAUCCAGAAGUAAAGCUAAAUAUCAAUCUGUACACAGGAAGUGGGCCCAUGCCAAGUGAGCCAGCCAGAGGUAUACGCUAUGGUGACCUCCCAGAUUUUGAUGACUCUGACAGAGAUGGCUCUCUGAUUGGAAGCCGUUACACCCCUGAAAGUGAUGAAGAAUUUGAGAGCGUUUCCCAGGUUACCGGACCUCGCCACCCCAUAUGGAACACAGAAGACUCUGAUGGGGAGCCCCCUUUACCCAGACCCCCUCUUAGCUCUCCACACAAGGCUGUUACUAUGGCAGCACCCUACAGAUCUGAAGACUUUGGCCGAAGCUCACCUUGGGACAAACGAUUGGCUGCCACAGCACCCCUCAGGUCAGCUGACCUCUACACUGGCCAAUCCAUGGAGAGCAAUGAACUCUUUUCAACACAGUACAGACCAGAAGUGCAGCAAUCCUUGGACUCAGCGGUGAGGCAGAGUGGUGACAUGUAUGGAGGCUCUGGAGGGGGGUGGGCAGUGAGGGAUGGCUCAGACGUCAGCAUCUCAGACUGGAAAGGGUCACAAAGGGCUAGAGUGCAGAAAGCUCGGGACUACAGAAGUUACUGACACUUUAAAUGAGGCUUCACAUUCCUGGUGAUACCCGCUUGUCACAGCAUCCUCUUGGCAGUAUCAUGUAAUACUUCUAGGCUCAGUGCUGGCUGGAACCUUAUGUAGUGGUUAGUUAAGAACAAAAUCUGACUAGCUCUCAUUGAUGAGCUGUGCACUGUGUUUUCAUGUGAUGAGGAGAGUUCUGAAGGCAGUAUCACUGUGUCAUGUCACUGGUAAAAUUGUUCAGCUCUUAACCAGUUUUCAUAGAUAUUGUAUCCACCAAAGUUUUUUCUUUGUGGGAUUGUCUAAACAUUCCGUCCAUUUGUCCCGUGAUUUUCUCAAGGACUUUAGUAUACCUCAUUACCAUAUCAGCCCUGCGCCUAACGUUUACUGUUUGUACAUUUAAAGUGAACAUAAAGUUAGCCGAUAAAGCUGAAAUACUUAAUAAAGUAGUAUUCCAGAAAUGUUCUGAAAAUGUUUGGGAAAAUUCUACACUGUUUUUCAACAAAAUAAAUAGGAAAUGAUCAAAAUGAUCAUUCAGUACCUUUUAGUUUGGUGCUUGGUAAGGGAGAUGUUCCUGGACACAAGCAUCAUGCUUUAGCUGCCCUUUUCAUCCUUGUCCUGCAUGGGUGGAAGCAUUUGCCCCAGCUGGCCGGUAUCGACUUCAGGGAAUUUACCGAACAUAGCAGGACCUUCUGACUUACAGCAUACUCUUGGAAGAUAUUUUUGUUUUAAAUUUGAUUUUGCUGAGGACAAAUCCUGCAUAGGCACAGUAUUUUUCUUCGAGCAGUGAUUCUCCCAAGGCAGUUUUCUUGCCAGCUCACCCUGACAAAGUUACUGCAGUCUCCUGCCCAACAUGGACGCAUUGUGACACAGGCAGCCGUUCUCCAUUUCGUGCUCAUAAUUAUGUGGUCCAAAAUGCACCAGUUUAACACUUGAACUACUGCAUAACCCAAUUUGUUGCAUCGAUAUCUGUCUAUCCACUGUAGGAAACCACACUGACAAUCGAAAGCUAACAGAUUUUUUGACGUGACAGCCAAAUUAUCAUGUGACCCUUUCAGCACUAGUGAUUGCCAAUUUACAAAAUGGCUAAUUGGAGUGUAUUGUCCGUCAGUGCAA